This is a messenger RNA of Argentina anserina (silverweed cinquefoil), 570 nucleotides long. RefSeq names its product cold and drought-regulated protein CORA-like. The record is from RefSeq and is a predicted model, not a curated record. The transcript has 2 exons. Bases 83 to 346 code for a protein of 87 amino acids. Lineage: Eukaryota; Viridiplantae; Streptophyta; Magnoliopsida; Rosales; Rosaceae.
GUGCUAACAUGAACUUCACUCAGAAAUCAAUCACCUCUUGCAUACCUUCCUACAUACUCUUAAGCAAUCAAGAAAAAUCGAGAUGGCAUUCUCAAAGACUUUUCUUCUUGUCGCCCUUGCUUUUGCUGUUCUCCUCAUCUCUGCUGAGGUCUCGGCUCACCGUAAUCUAGCUGAGACUACCACUACUACUGAAAGCGCCAACACUGAUAGUUUCCACGGACAUGGUCAUGGACACGGCGGCUAUGGACACGGCGGCUAUGGACACGGCGGCCAUGGAGGACAUGGAGGACACGGUGGACACGGAGGGCAUGGACCUCACACUGUUGAGACUGAAACUGAGAACUAGAUGAUGAUGGCCCCUUGUACGUAUGCAUGUAGUGGUGAACAUUGCAGGCGUCCGCAGUAUUAAUUAAUAUGGAAUCAGUAGUGGCUUGUUUCGCAAUAAAUAAUAAAUGUGUGUCGGAUGAGCAGUUCUCAAAACUCUCACUCGAUCGAUCCUUGAAUCUUCAUGUCAUGAACUAUCUAUGAUCCGCCUUAUGUUAAAUGAACUCGAUCAUGCGUUUUUGUCUA